GAUGCGAAUUUCGAUCGACAACUGAAGAAAGCCGUUUCCGAUGCGGAGUACCGUGCCGUCAGGGCGAUUCUGGACGACAUUGAUAAGAAGGGGUUGGAUUCACUGGACAGCACAUGCACUUCGUUGGGCAGCUCCCUGUCAAGAAGUGGAAGCAUGCGAAAAGCUGUGCAAAGGAAACUUCCUGACAACGUUCAAUUGGAUCUCGAUGAAAUACGAGCUGAUCUCACUGCUGCGGGAUGGGAACGUCGACUGGGCGGUUUGAAACGAUUCGAGGAGAUGUGCGCAACUGCAGCCAAGGCAGUCGCCUCUGAUACAAAGCUGAUUGAAGCAUUCAUCGGUCGUCUCAACGACAUCAAUAGUAAAGUCUCACUUGAAGGUCUCGACACAUACAUGGUCUCCUUGCCUUCACUGAGCAAAGCCUAUUCGACCGAAGCGAAUUUGAAAGCCGUACUGAACCAGCUAAUCUUGGCAUUGAUGUCUCAUCUGUCAAGUAAGAGCGAUGAACAUCGCAAAACCGCUCAAAAGUGUCUCAGCGAAACUAUCAGACGAGUCGAUCCAGCAAGUCUAUCACCAGCCAUUGCUGCAGCCACCCGGAAAGCAAACAUUAAGCAGAAGCCCUUCAUGCUGAACCUGUUCAACCGCUUAAACGUCAUGCUUUAUCCGACAAAACCAAAGCAGGUUGAAGUGGUUGCGUUGCCGAUCCUGUGGGAAUGCUUGAAGACCGGCGUUGCGGAUAGUGAAAUAAAAAAGGCUUUGACGGAAUUCGCUAAGGGACUUGUUGAUCUGAUGGGUGAACGAGUUCUGCUGGAUCAAGCCUCGAUGGAACUGGAUCCUUCACGGAGAAGGCUGCUCGAAUCUUUGAUACGAUAG
Messenger RNA from Haemonchus placei, 870 nucleotides. NCBI's taxonomy places the organism in Eukaryota, Metazoa, Nematoda, Chromadorea, Rhabditida, Trichostrongylidae. The record is from the annotation of a GenBank genome assembly.